AUGGCAAUUCUACGUGCCCGCAUUCAGAAUUUGUUCCAACGCCGGGGAUUCGCGUCAACAGCUAUUGGACUUCAACAGCAGAAGCUAACACUACCCCGACUCCCCAUAUUCGAGGCGCUCGCAUCUCAUCCCAAAGAUGAUACCGCAGUAGUACACUCUGCCUCUGGGCGCAGUUUCAGUUAUGGGAACUUACUCGCCGAUACAGCGCUCUAUAAAGAGCAGCUUUUGAAGCUCACUGGGUCGGAAAAACAGCAGAACCUAGAGGAGAAGCGGGUUGCGAUGCUGGUGGAGAACGGAUAUGACUAUGUAGUGAGUAUGCUCGGAAUAUUUGCCUCUGGGGGCAUUGCGGUCCCAUUAUGUACUUCCCAUCCUACGAACGAGAUGCGCUACGUCGUCACAAAUUCCACGCCUUCCCUCCUCGUUACCUCUACCAAGUUCCAGAAACAGUGCGAAGCCAUCUUCGACUCCUCUUCUUCUUCCUCCACAGACCAUGUCUGUAGCAUCGAUUGCCCCCACAAACGCCUCCCUCAUGAAGGCACUGACGUGCCUCCGGUCGAGCUUACAGACAAUGCAGGAUUGGUUGACAGAGGGGCGUUAAUAAUAUACACCUCCGGCACGACUAACCUGCCCAAAGGUGUUGUCAGCACUCACAAGGCUCUGGCUGCCCAGAGCAGUUGUAUCAUACAGGAAUGGAUGAUGCACAAAGACCAUCUUCUGCAUGUCCUACCGCUACAUCAUAUCCAUGGCGUGGUAAACGGAACGCUUGCGCCGCUUUUCUCGGGGGGGACGAUAGAAUACAUGUUUCCAUUUAAUGCUGCAGGAGUGUGGGAGCGAUUUGCAGCAGGUGUGAGUGUAGAUGCAAAGGUGAAAAAACCUGGGGUAUCACUAUUUAUGGCGGUACCAACGGUUUAUAACCGGCUUCUAUCUGCGUUUUCGGGCCUGCCUGAGGAUACAAAGGAAAAAGGGAGAGAGGCGGUUGGAAAGCUGCGGUUAGCAAUCUCUGGGAGUGCAGCGCUUCCGGGAAGUAUCAAGGAUCAGUGGCGGGCACUUGCGGGGACCGAGCUUGGUGGAGGAACGAUACUAGAGCGGUAUGGGAUGACGGAGAUUGGGAUGGCCUUGUCGCAGAAAUUAGCGCUAGAUUGCCGGAUGAGCAAUUCUGUCGGGUGGCCGCUUCCAGGGGUGGAGGCUCGACUAGUUGAUAUAGAGUCUGGGAGUAUCAUUCAGGAUACAGAGAAAGAGGGUGAAAUCCAGAUCAGGGGCGAUACAGUAUUUAGGGAAUAUUGGGGCAAACCAGAGGCAACCGCGAAGGAGUUUGUGGAGGAUGAGGCCGGGCGAAAGUGGUUCAAGACCGGUGAUAUAGCGAUAAGAGAUAACAGAGGGGCAUAUUUUAUAAGGGGUAGGGCGAGUGUCGAUAUUAUCAAAUCUGGGGGUGAAAAAAUAUCGGCCUUGGAAGUUGAACGAGAGUUGUUAGAAUUGCCCCAGGUCAAAGAAGCGGCCGUCGUGGCCCUCUCAGAUGCCGUCUGGGGUCAAAAGGUCGCUGCUGUGGUCGUACUAACCCCGAAAGGCAAGGAAGAAAAGUUCGGUCGAAAGGAAAUGCGGGAAUCUUUGAAGAAAAAUUUGGCCAGAUAUAAGGUCCCUUCGAUAAUGAAGGUGGUCGAUGAGAUCAGAAGGAACCAGAUGGGGAAGAUCAACAAAAAGAUUCUUGUUAAAGAAAUAUUCAGUGAAUGA
This is a messenger RNA of Morchella sextelata, 1728 nucleotides long. RefSeq lists its product as uncharacterized. The record is from RefSeq and is a predicted model, not a curated record. Gene Ontology annotation, biological process: fatty acid metabolic process. NCBI's taxonomy places the organism in Eukaryota, Fungi, Ascomycota, Pezizomycetes, Pezizales, Morchellaceae. Bases 1 to 1728 code for a protein of 575 amino acids. The transcript is spliced from 4 exons. Gene Ontology annotation, molecular function: medium-chain fatty acid-CoA ligase activity.